UCAGGACGCGUGGACUAUCCGCAGGAAAACAAGCAGACAGUUAGACAGACAACCAGACAGUUAGACAGACAAGCAGACAGUUAGAUAGACAAGCAGACAGUUAGAUAGACAAGCAGACAGCGAAAGAGACAAACAGGGAGAGAGACAGACAGACAGAUAGAGACAGACAGACAGAGAGAGACAGACAGAGAGAGAGAGAGAAACAAGCAGAGAGUGAGACAGCUACAGGCGCGCGAGCAUGGUGGACAGCGUGUACCGGACCCGCUCGCUGGGGGUGGCGGCGGUGGGGCUGCCGGAUCAGUACGCGGACGGGAAGGCGGCUAAAGUGUGGCAGCUGUAUAUCGGGGACACGCGGCGGAGGACGGACGAGUACCGGAGCUGGCUCGCGGGGCUGCUCAGACAGCACAACUGCAUCCGGGUACUGGACGUAGCCUGCGGCACUGGAGUGGAUUCCAUCAUGCUGGUGGAGGAGGGAUUUAAGAUGUUCAGCGUGGACGCCAGUGACAAGAUGCUGAAAUACGCUCUUAAAGAGAGAUGGGAGAGGAGGAAAGAGCCAGCUUUCGACCAGUGGGUCAUUGAAGAGGCUAACUGGCUCACACUAUCAGAAGAUGUUCAGAAGCCUGGAGAUGGAUUUGAUGCUGUUAUCUGCCUGGGGAACUCAUUCGCUCAUUUACCAGACUUUAAAGGGGAUCAGAGUGAUCAGAAGCUGGCUCUGUGCAACAUCGCCAGCAUGGUGAAACCUGGAGGAAUUCUCAUCAUCGAUCACCGCAACUACGACUAUAUCCUCGAGACAGGCCGAGCUCCAGAAGGGAAGAAUAUUUAUUAUCAGAGUGACCUGAAACAAGACAUCUCCACAUCAGUGCUUUGGGUUAACAGCAAGCCCCACAUGGUCACGCUGGACUAUUCACUAGAGGUCCCGCAGGCAGAGGGAGCACACACACCACCUGAAACCAGUAAAUUCCGUUUGUCGUAUUACCCCCACCAGCUGGAGAGCUUCAAGGAGCUCCUGAAGGAAGCGUUCCUGGGAAAAUGUGAGCAGAGCGUAUUCGGUGACUUUAAGCAGCACAAGCCUGGCCAGGGAGAUGCUCCUCGCUACUUUAUCCACGUCGUUAAAAAGUCUGCUUAAAAACUUUUUUUUCCCUUUUCUUUCCGUUUAUUUUGAUGCUGUUGUCUUAUUUCUGUGGUGCUUUUCUUCCUUAUUUGCUGCUGUUCUCCACUCUCAAAGCCUUAAAAACUUAAAAAGUUGAGGCAGAAGACUGACUUAAAGAAUUCUGCUGCUCCAGAUUUCACAUGGGAACCCAAACAGUGCUGGGGUUAAAUUAUCAUAUGCUGGGAGAUAACAGGGAGCAAAUGCUCCUGUAUGUGUUUGUGCUACUGAAUGAUGGGUUUUGACCUCACAAAUCCAAAUUAAACUAAUCAAAUAUUUAUUACUAAGGCCAUAGUACACAGACACGCUGUAUGCCCCGAAGUUUAUGGACACCCCACCUAAUGAAUGACGCAUUCAGCUGCUUUACAUUGCACCCACUGCAGUUAUGAGCUAUUUAGACAGUUUAAAACCCAAGAACUGAGCUGUAGAGCAGAGGAAUUAAUUCUCUGGAAUGAUGAUGCUCCUUCUAAUACAUUUAGGAGAUUUAAAAGCAAGAUAAACUCUUUUUUUAACAUCCAAUACAGUACAAAACAAUAACUGAGCAGGUGUCUAUACAGUAUAUAUAGUGUUUAUGACCUGUUAAGCCAACUCUUCUUGGAAUGCCAACCCUAAGCCUUGAACUAAACUGGUAUAGUGCCUUAAUUCUACAUGCAUUCAUGCAUAAAUGUGCAAUCUUGUAUUCCUUAAACCUCUAAAACUAUGUGCCUUCAACUAUAACUGUUAGACAGGAGGUAUAAAUCCAGUAAAUAAUUUGUUUUUCAUGCUUUGUAAACUAGUACAUUUCAAAAAAUUCAAUUUAGUGCAGUCUCUAAUGCAUUUGAAAGCCAGAAAGCCUGUAGAAAGACCUGGGCUGUCUGAUCUUAUCCCUAACGGGCAGUGUGACUGCAGGUUUUAAUUCCAGCAAAGCAGAAGCACAUCUCAUCAGAUGUUUAAAGUCUAACUAAUGUAUUAAACUAGUGGAAUCAGGUCUGCUGCUGGUUGUUCAGAAUGAAAACCUGUAGCCACACCGGGAUUGGACACUCCACAACUUCUUACCCUCUUAACACUUAUUGUCCAAUUAGCUCUAAUGUUUUUAAAGAGUGUCCAAUCGUUUCUGCGCAGCACAUCUCAUCACAAUUGUAUAAAGAUGGACCAGUUGGUUUUAAACCAGGGGUUCUUAAGUUUUUCCGCAGUGCGACUCCUUUUUAGAGUUCAGAAAAUUGUUGCGAUCCCUCCCUUUCUAAAAAUAAAUGAUGGGCAAUGUUUCUUAUUAAAAAAUUAAAUCUUUUAAAAAUAAAACCUUACAAAAAUCUUUUUUUACAUGUGGAUUAGAAGGGAUCAGUAACUCCAAGUACUUUUAUCAUAUUUUCUUUGUUUUCUUUUGAGACUUCUGAUCAUUAUCUGUUGCAUUUCAGAUUCUACACACAUUAAUUAGCAUUACUCAUCACUUAGGGCCCCAUUGGGGGUCACAGUCUCCAGUUUCAGAAACCCUGAUGUGUGCUGCUAGCUGUAUGCUGAUAAGAUGCAGAGUAGGACACCCUGGUUUACAAUUGUUUGUCCUCAUCAGGCCUGUAAAUCAGUCCAGCAGGUAAGGUUCUGUGAGAUAUGUGAGAUUAUGAAAAGUUGGAGAACCUUUUGGCCUACAGAUCCACAGUGAGCUCCCAGACUCCACCUGUUGGACAGACUGUAGACUGUAGAUUGUAGAUUAUAGCAGUGUAUGCAGUUGCAUCAUACAGAAAUAUAUAGAUUUUAUUGCAUUCUUCACUGAAAACUGAAAAAGUUGUUUUUGCUGAGAUGGUUUUAAUGUUUAGUUGAAUGGAUUUUAGACUGUUUGUCCAGUCUGUUUGUUUGGCUGGAAUAGCAAAGUGCAAAGUUCACAAAGAUUUUGUACAAUAACUGAUUGUCCUUUAGUGACCUAUGAUGAAAGAAUGUAAAAAAACAAGGUACAUCAUUGCUGUCUCUAAAAAUACUUUUGGAGAAAAAACAGCAACAUUCUGCGUAUAUAGAAGUGUAUGUUUUACAGUCAUUUUUAUCAUACAUUUUUGAUAUGCUGUAAAUAACAACCCACAUUAUUUAGAUUAUGUUUUUUUUUUUUUGACAAUAUUCUACAUUAUAGAUUACUUUUAAAGACUUUUUAAAAACUAUCCAAAUAAAUUCCAAACUUUUAUAUUUUUGAUUUCCUGUUUAACACAUCCACUCACUGUCUGAAAGGCCUUCUUAAAUAACAGAUUACUUGAAUCAGUUGUGUCUAAAAUGUCUUAAAUGUUUUCUCCAGUAUACAUAAGACUUUACUCUGGCCUGGAACUGUUUAACCAUCCAAGAAGUUUUUUUUAAGCUGUCAAGGUUCCAUACAACCCCACUGUCUAUUUAAUAAAGAAACAUAAAAAAACAAACUUUUUUAUUUUUAACAGUAUAUGUUUAUAUUGCUUAAUAAACAAGAAUCUAGACUGCCAUGUGUCAAAACAUGCUUCGGCUUUAGGGGAAAAAUGCUAAAAUAAGUAAUGUCAGAAGGAAGAUCCCAAAGACUGCUUAUUUUUAUUUUUAUUGUGACUGUUUAUUUUUUUCUGAUUAUUUUGAGAACAAAAUAAAAACUUGUAAAUAAUAAACUGAGAAAAUCACUGUG
Astyanax mexicanus (Mexican tetra) is the source of this 3749-nucleotide messenger RNA. It is a transcript of the gene gnmt, whose product is annotated as glycine N-methyltransferase. Gene Ontology annotation, molecular function: S-adenosyl-L-methionine binding; identical protein binding; glycine binding. Gene Ontology annotation, cellular component: cytosol. Gene Ontology annotation, biological process: regulation of gluconeogenesis; protein homotetramerization; S-adenosylmethionine metabolic process. Bases 239 to 1126 code for a protein of 295 amino acids. The transcript has 6 exons. The record is from RefSeq and is a predicted model, not a curated record. Lineage: Eukaryota; Metazoa; Chordata; Actinopteri; Characiformes; Acestrorhamphidae.